Leopardus geoffroyi (Geoffroy's cat) is the source of this 3521-nucleotide messenger RNA. RefSeq names its product tRNA splicing endonuclease subunit 2 (gene TSEN2). Gene Ontology annotation, cellular component: tRNA-intron endonuclease complex. The transcript is spliced from 13 exons. Lineage: Eukaryota; Metazoa; Chordata; Mammalia; Carnivora; Felidae. Gene Ontology annotation, biological process: tRNA-type intron splice site recognition and cleavage; tRNA splicing, via endonucleolytic cleavage and ligation. The record is from RefSeq and is a predicted model, not a curated record. Bases 153 to 1559 code for a protein of 468 amino acids. Gene Ontology annotation, molecular function: tRNA-intron lyase activity; nucleic acid binding.
AGGUAACGAGGGGCGCGUGGGGCUCUGAAAGUGUGUGUCUGCUCAAGGGAAGAAUAAGGAACAAGCCCUGCUUUUGAUAGUAAAUAUACUUAACACUAUGCCCAGGUUUGGUAAAGGAAAAGCAACAAAUCCCUUACAGCUACCCUUGAGAAAUGGCGGAAGCAGUUUUCCACGCCCCAAAGCGGAAAAGAAGAGUGUAUGAGAGUUAUGAAUCUCCUUUGCCGAUCCCUUUUGGUCAGGAUGGUGGGCCUAAGAAAGACUUCAAAAUAUUCACUGCUGAAAUGAUAAACAACAAUGUAAUUGUGAGAAACGCAGAAGAUAUCGAGCAGCUGUAUGGGAAAGGUUAUUUUGGAAAAGGUAUCCUGUCUAGAAGCCGUCCAAACUUCACAAUUUCAGAUCCUAAGCUCGUUGCUAAGUGGAAAGAUAUGAAGACAGACAUGCCUAUAAUCACGUCAGAAAAGUAUCAGCGUAGUAUAGAAUGGGCCACAAAGCUCAUGCAAAGACAGGGGCAGGAUGAGAGUACAGUGCACAGAAUCCUCAAGGAUUACACAAAACCACUCGAGCAUCCUGGUAUAAAAAGGAAUGAAGAAUUUCAAUGGCAUGAUGAGCUGAAUUCUGAAACCAUUCCCAAAAUGGAAGGUAUUGCAGAUAGAGAGGAACUUUCUGUGAUGAAUGGGGGCUCGGAAAAGUCACUAGACCUGGAGGGUCCUAACGAGCAAUCAGACCACCUACAAGAGAGCUCAGGGCCUGACCCACUGACUCCAGAUGGCUUGGAUGAACACUUGGUAGAGGUUGCCACACUGCAGCACUGCCCCCCACCCCACGUUCAUUGCAGCAAAGAUGUUCUCCCCCGGCGUGACACUCAGCCUGGGGACAGGAGUCCCCAAGUGGAUCUCAUCUGUGCCAGAGAGAGAGGGCCCAGUGAUGAGUAUGUGCUGGUAGAGGAAGAUGUGUAUCAUGUGAGCGAGAAGCAAUGUGCCCCAUGUGAGGAAUUGGCACCAAAAAAGAGAUUAAUAUGCAGAAGAAAUCCAUAUCGGAUCUUGGAGUAUUUGCAACUUAGCCUAGAAGAGGCCUUUUUCCUGGUCUAUGCUCUAGGAUGUCUAAGCAUCUACUAUGAGAAGGAGCCUUUAACAAUCCUGAAGCUCUGGAAAGCUUUCCCUAUAGUUCAGCCCACAUUCAGGACUACGUACAUGGCAUACCAUUACUUCCGAAGCAAGGGCUGGGUUCCCAAAGUGGGACUGAAGUAUGGGACAGAUUUACUGUUGUAUCGAAAAGGCCCUCCAUUUUACCAUGCAAGUUAUUCUGUCAUUAUUGAAUUAGUCGACGACCAUUUUGAGGGCUCUCUUCGCAGACCUUUCAGCUGGAGGUCACUGGCUGCCUUGAGCAGAGUUUCAGUUAAUGUCUCCAAGGAACUUAUGCUGUGCUAUUUGAUUAAACCCUCUACCAUGACUGACAAGGAGAUGGAGUCACCAGAGUGUAUGAAACGAAUCAAAGUUCAGGAGGUGAUUCUAAGCCGUUGGGUUUCUUCACGAGAGAGAAGUGACCAAGACGAACUUUAACAAUUCAACCUCAGAAUUCUGAUUUACCAACAAAUACUGUUGAGUGUCCUAGAGUAAGCCACGUUCUGUGUGAGGUAAAAAGUCCUCUUACUAUAAUCGCCCAGUAAUUGAAAAGUUCUAAAGGGCAUGGCCCCCCCAUCACCAAAAAGCAAUUAGUAUUUUAAAAGAUAAAAUGACGCAGGGGAAAACAAAGAGCCCUCUGCUGGCCUUCAGAUUCUGUUCUUGAGUAAGUCACUGACCCUGACUGAUCCUGAAUUUCUCGUCUGUGGGCCCACAUCCUCACCCAUUCAGUAAGCACAUUGGACUAGAUGAGUUCCAAGAGGACUCUUCCAGCUAUAGGGGAAUUCUGUUACUCUCUGAUUUUACCUGACAAUGACAGUAGUUUACAUUUAUGUGACACGGUACAGUUUCCCAAACUCUUUUCUAUGCGUGCAUCUCAUUACUCACAUCCAGUGUGUUCCUGAGAGUGUGCCGGAAAGGAGACUUGGGGAUUAUAAGUAAGACUCUGUGUGCCAAUAUGUUAAAUGGAAAAAAUGAUGUGUCUCAUCUUUUCUAAGAACUUCAACCAAUUACUCAACCCUGGAAAAUCCACUUAUUAUCUGUCCAGGAUUUCUGUAUCAUAAAGCCUUUCAAAAACAUCAUCACCUAAGCAUUAACUCUCAGCUCACUGAUGGGCACAUUUGUAUCCAGUACACCACAAUAUUAUACAGUAUUAGAUAAAAAUUGCAUCUUGCUUCAGUGAACUUGUUUGUAAAAUAAAAAUAGGUAGUGAAAUAAUGUAUGAAGAUACAUAAUGAAUGCAGUUAGCAUUUAGUAAAACUCAGUAAACAAAGCCUUUUUCAAAUUGGUUACAUACCAAUGAAGGUUUUGCAGGGCAGCAGGGGUGGAGGGGAAGAUGAGCAGGAGGGAAACCAGUGACAGCCUGAGGGAAACCAGUGACAGCCUGAGGGAAACAGGUGUGUGAGAUUCGUCCAGUGUCCAAAUUCAAGGCAAUGGCAGUCUUCUCUUUGACACUGCAUACCCCGGAAGUGGACGGUGAGAGCUGGAAUGUUUGCAUUCCUGUGACGUGUGGUCUCGGAGCUUCCGGCGGCCUGAGAUUCCACCUGAUGUCAUUUUUGAACAUGGUGCUUCUGUUCACAUCAUGAUCCUGCUCUCGCAACAGAAGCAUUAGAUCUGCAUGAUCUACAUUUUAAAGAUUUGGCAUUCAAAUAAGGGAGCUCCUCUUUUUCCCUCGGAUGCAGACCAAUAUGAUUACCAAUUUGAAAGAGCCUCUCAGUAAUACGCCUUUUUGCUGUACGUUAGCGAUACUAGUAGCUCAACAUUUUUACUACCCGCUUUGCUCUCACCAGGCUCCUUAGCAAAGUCAGAGACUUGGCUUUCAAACAUCAUCACUUUUUUAAAACCCUGAAAGUCAGCAAAAAUUUCAGGCGCUAUUUUUUUCCCCAUUUCAUCUGUCAUUUGUGGUGACACUUCUCUCCAUACCCAAUCAGUGCGUCAUAUGCCUUGAUGGUAAAAACUCUUCUGCGAAUCCUUCAUCACAGUUCUGUCAUCCUGUGAGCACCCACAUCACCUGCUUAUCAUCUGCUAAUGUGCCUUCAUGUAAACUCUUAAACUGUAAAGGCUUCAUGUAAAGGCUAUAGUAAAGAUGUAGAAAAGCCACAAGACUACACAGAUACUACUUAUAAACGAAAGCUCUAGAAGGAUGUCCAAAAGCACCAUCUUUAAACAAGCCCUGUAUGAAAGAUUUUCCUCCUUCAUGUAUACCGUCUGAACAUGCUGCAGUGGGCCAUGCACUCUUCAGCAUUUCCCAAGGGCCCUGGGUUUCUGGAAUGAUGUACCAGCAAAGGUUUUGGGUUACAUGAGCCUCACAGUUACCAGCUAAAAGCAGUAUUAGCUUGUCUUUAGAUGUAUUAUGUCCUGGCACUUUUUUCUUACCUUCUGAAAUAAAUGUAACAGAUGGCA